AUGGAAUCUUUGCCCCUGGAGCUGAAAUCUCAAGUGGAGAGUAUCAUUUCCUCUUUUCCCCCGAGCAAACCAACGUUUGAUGCAUUGAUAGAGCAUUUCACACAGGAUGAUCCCAAGAGAAGAAAGAUCUCGGCUUUACCGACGGAGUCGUUACCCCCAUCUUUGCAAGACUUCCAUAUCGUCCUGCAAAUACCAGAGCUGUCUCUGCAAUCGCCGAUCAGGAAGAAGUUGAACCUGAUCUUUGCCACGCCCAAGAACGCCAAGAGUCCAGCUUUGGUGCUCUCGAAGGGUGUGGAUACCCAGCCCGAGAUAAUGCUGGAUAAUUUGAGCUCCGGAAAUGUCACUUUCGCGGCAAUAUUGAGAGUGCCGGAGAAGAAGGAGCUGCGCAACCUGCUGAUCUUCUACAAGCAGAAUAGAGGUGACAUGUUCAAAAACGAGCCCAUCCUGAUACAGUAUAACGAUACUCUGCUGAAUGAACAAUUUUCGCCAAUUCUCCAAAAGAUGGACUUUGGAACCUAUCUUCAAAGACAGUGUUCUCUGUGUGGAUUCCAAUUGAUCGAUUCCACCUCAAAAGAGAUGAGGUCUUUCUUUGUGGAUGCCUACAAAGGUUCCAAGGAAGGAACGCUUUAUUUCCUUCCCAACCAUAUAAUUUUUGGGUUCAAGAAGCCCAUUCUCAUGUUCAAAUCUACGGACAUAGACAGCAUCACGUACACCUCGAUCACGCGGGUGACGUUCAAUGUGACCCUGAUGAUUGUCCCAGCCGACGGGGACCCCGAGAACAGCGACAGGUUCGAGUUCUCGAUGAUAGAUCAGCAAGAGUUCAACAAAAUUGACCAGUACGUUAGAAGCAAGGAAUUUAGAGAUAGAUCUAUGACAGAGGAGCUGAAGGCUAAAAUUAAGAUGAAGAACGCAGACAAGCCUGGUGCGCUAGCCGAGGCCGCCAGAAUGGUUCCUGGUGGGGCACAAAUAGUGGACGGAGUCAAAAUAGACGAUCAGGACUCUGAUGAUCCGGAGGACGAGAAUUAUCAGUUUGCAAAUGAGGAGGGUGAGAGUGAAAUCUCCGGAGAAGAAAACAGUGAAGAUGAUGAUGAAGAUGGAGAUGAGGACAGUAAUGACGACUCAGAGGACGAUUCUGGAGAGGACGAAGGUGAGGAUGAAAAUGAUGAUAUAGACCUAGGAGAUUCGGAAUAG
Molecule: messenger RNA, 1191 nt
Organism: Kuraishia capsulata CBS 1993
Lineage: Eukaryota; Fungi; Ascomycota; Pichiomycetes; Pichiales; Pichiaceae
Exons: 2
Coding region: 1-1191 (396 amino acids)
Molecular function (GO): histone binding; nucleosome binding
Source: RefSeq, a predicted model, not a curated record